Messenger RNA from Anisakis simplex (herring worm), 207 nucleotides. NCBI's taxonomy places the organism in Eukaryota, Metazoa, Nematoda, Chromadorea, Rhabditida, Anisakidae. The record is from the annotation of a GenBank genome assembly.
AUGUCAUCUGCAGAUUCACAGACACUGCCAUGCUCACGAUCGUUAGCAGAUAUACGUGCUGAGCAAAGCGAUCAGUUGGAUCGGUUGAGAUCACGGCUGAGCGAUGUGAAUAUGCGUGAUUUGGUACCGUUACUGGUCGCUAGACAUGUGCUGCGAAGUCAUGAAAUGGGUGCCGUCUAUUCAAAGGUUCCGUUUGGACGAAUUUGA